UCUUCCACUUAUCUCUCUCUCUCUCUCACACACACAUGGCAGAGAAAACGGGGCCGAAAUGGGAAGGGAAGACCUCAGUGGAGCUGAAAGGUGCGACAGCAGACCAAGUAUGGCCUUUCUUUGAGGACUUCUGCAAUAUUCAUCAAUGGUUUCCAAUCCUUGAAACGUGUUACCAAGUCGAGGGCGAGCCAGGCAAGCCGGGCCUCGUCCGCUACUGCGCUUCCAAGCCAAAACCAUCCUCCGACGGCUCAGGUGGGAACAUCAUCAACUGGGCCAAAGAGAAGCUCAUCAUGAUAAAUCCAGUUGAACGGUGUCUAAGCUACGAGGUCAUUGAAAAUAACAUGGGAUUUAAUCCGUAUACGGCCACAUUCAAAGUAUUGCCGGUCAAUGGAGAUGGAGCAGGUGAUCAAAAGGGGUGUAAGAUCGAAUGGUCAUUUGUUUGUGAUCCGAUGGAAGGGUGGAAAUUGGAGGAUAUCAAUUCCUCUAGGAACUCUAUUCUCCAGUUUGUGGCCAACAAAAUGGAACAAGCACUAUCUGUCUCUGCCUGAAGUUUGUCUCUUGUCCACAAUAAUCUUGUAGACUGGUAAUAAUGUAAGUGGUACUAAAGUUGUGAGGUUUCAAAUUGGAGUCUUCAUCCAAAUCAGUUGUACAAAAAAACAAAUAAAACAAUGCAAGUGCUUAGCCUUAGGCAUGGUUUGUGUAAGCUAGCUUAUCCUCCAUUGCAAUUGGAGAUUCACUAAUGACAAGUUGUGAUA
Messenger RNA from Hevea brasiliensis (rubber tree), 755 nucleotides. RefSeq names its product lachrymatory-factor synthase. Lineage: Eukaryota; Viridiplantae; Streptophyta; Magnoliopsida; Malpighiales; Euphorbiaceae. The record is from RefSeq and is a predicted model, not a curated record. Bases 36 to 548 code for a protein of 170 amino acids. The transcript has a single exon.